Ascochyta rabiei is the source of this 747-nucleotide messenger RNA. RefSeq lists its product as uncharacterized. The coding region runs from base 1 to 747 and encodes 248 amino acids. The record is from RefSeq and is a predicted model, not a curated record. The transcript is spliced from 2 exons. NCBI's taxonomy places the organism in Eukaryota, Fungi, Ascomycota, Dothideomycetes, Pleosporales, Didymellaceae.
AUGGACAAAAACCAGAGCCUUGUGCCGCUCCUCGCAAACCUCAACCAGCAGCUCACGAAGGGCUGCUGCUCUACAGCUCCUUGUCCUUGUAUUUCUCUCACGCAUUAUGCCUUUGAGGAGAGUCACUCAGUCGCACUCACUAAGCCGGACGCCCCCCUGGAUGGUCUAGCUCCGGCGCUUGGACAUGGAGAUUACUACUCCACUCCUGACGCUAUCCCACGUCCAUUCGACGGUCCAGUUUUGACCGAUCAGACCACGUCCAACCAGGACUGGGGUAACGACUUCGACACCCUGUCGAUGCAAAAUUCGUUCUCCACCACCAAUGCCACAGUCUACAAUGGCUACGAUAAUUUCGACGGGUCUACAUUUAGGUUCAGCCACGAAUUCCCGGCUGUCCUUCCACUUGAGCAAGACAAACUGAAUCAGCCUAACUUCCAGCCGACCAUCGAUGUGGCUACGCAAGCCUCCAACUUCGCCCAAGUCGCCGUUGGGCAGACCUCCAGCACUGAGGGCGCCGUAAUUCUGGUAAACUCUGACGGUCUUUUCUUCUGCUCUGAACCAGGCUGCGAUACCACGUAUCUCCGCAAAGGUGAUUGUCAGCGCCACCUCAAGAAGCACAAUGGGCCAUUCUUCCCGUGUACCCAGCCUGGAUGCGACAUGACAUUCUACAGGGCCGACAAGCAACGUGAUCACUUGAAGCAGGGCCACGACAUUAUUGUUGCCGCGCCUCCACGCAGACGUCACUAA